AUGGCUGCCUCUGCUUCCGGCGAGCAAUUCAUGUCGCCGGUGGACAGGAACUGGAAGCCGCACCUCGAAAUCGCGCCGGACUGCCCGCGCUGUGCUUCUCCCAACACCAAAUUCUGCUACUACAACAACUACAGCCUCUCCCAGCCCCGCUACUUCUGCAAAGGAUGCCGCCGCUACUGGACCAAAGGCGGAUCCCUCCGCAACGUCCCCGUCGGCGGCGGAUGCCGCAAGACCCGCCGCUCCUCCAAGUCCUCCCGCUCCGCCGCCUCCCGCGCUCCUCCUCCCCCGCCGCUGGAAAACAAUCACGGCGGCGGCGACUCGUCUUCCUCAUCGACCUCGAAUAUUGACAUGGCAGUCGUUUUCGCCAACUUCUUGAACCCUGAUUUGGUGCCCAAGGUGGAGGCCGGGAGUUUGACUGAUCACUGCGGGGUGUCGAAUUCCAAUUCAAAUUCGCAAUCGAAUUCGAUUUCUUCUACUCCGGAGAGCGGCGAUCAGGAUGGGAUUCUGUUCCCGCCGGCUGCGGCAGGGGGAUCGUACGAGUUCUUCGACCUUUUCCGAGAAGACGGGUUUAUGGAGACGGCGGAAAUCGGCGGCGGAGCGGAGCAGAACCAGGAGAGCAUGUUGAAUGCACUUGGGUUGCAGUCAUUGUUGGGCGACGAGAUGGCGCAGCUGGAGGCGUCACUCUGGUCGACGAUGGCGGCGGGGAACGAUCCCGCCCGCGACGCGGCGGCGGCAUGGGAGCCGGCGCAGGAGCAGCAGGGGUUUGAAGAAGCAGGGGAUUUCGGGGUUGCCAACAAUUGGGGCUGUUACGAUCUGCAGCAGCUCCAGGGUAAUUUCGACAUUUCUCUUCAGUCCUUGGCUAAGCCUCCACCAAAUUACUAG
Messenger RNA from Linum tenue, 882 nucleotides. NCBI's taxonomy places the organism in Eukaryota, Viridiplantae, Streptophyta, Magnoliopsida, Malpighiales, Linaceae. The record is from the annotation of a GenBank genome assembly.